AAAUCCUCCCCACGCGGCCACGCCCGCCUAACCCGACUUCAACUCUUCAAGUACCAGCCAUCCACAACUCCCCCCACCAACCAAACCGAUCCAGCACGACCAAGAAACCUAGAACCAUGGCGACCCCGUUCUGCGCCGCAGCCGCCGCGUGCCGUCUCUCCCUCGUUCCGCCCACCCCGCCGGCACCUGGCCGCGCGAGGGCCCGGCGCGGCCUGGUGGCGGUGCGCGCGGAGGCGGGGGCAGGCGGCGGGAUCAACCCGGACAUCCGGAAGGAGGAGGGCAAGGUGGUCGACACCGUCCUCACCGGCGAGCUCGCCAAGCCGCUCACCGCCUACUGCCGGUGCUGGAGAUCAGGCACAUUCCCGCUGUGUGACGGAACCCAUGUGAAGCACAACAAAGCUACUGGUGAUAAUGUGGGGCCCCUGCUUGUUAAGAAGUAGAUCGAGUUUCUUUUGUCUGAGCUUUUUGUUGAGUUGAACAUUAUCUGUAUGGCAUAACUUACGACUUUUUGUCGAAUGUUAUAACUACAAUAAUCUUAUUGGUCCUUCAGCCAGAAGGAAACGAGAA
Molecule: messenger RNA, 567 nt
Organism: Phragmites australis (common reed)
Lineage: Eukaryota; Viridiplantae; Streptophyta; Magnoliopsida; Poales; Poaceae
Product: CDGSH iron-sulfur domain-containing protein NEET
Exons: 2
Coding region: 117-440 (107 amino acids)
Biological process (GO): regulation of autophagy
Cellular component (GO): mitochondrial outer membrane; intracellular membrane-bounded organelle
Molecular function (GO): 2 iron, 2 sulfur cluster binding
Source: RefSeq, a predicted model, not a curated record